UAAAAUUGAGUGUGGGGUAUAUGUAAAAUCAUCAUGGCCUCUGUUGUGUGUUACAUUGUCUUUCUGGUUACACUUAUACUAGGUGAAAUCUCUGCCGUGCGGUUCAGAUACACCGGUUACCGAUAUUCCUACUACAGUACCCGAUAUUACUAUGGUGGCUACAGAUAUUAUUACAGUGGCUACAGAUAUUACUACAGUGGGUCAACAUAUGGAGGAAGAAUUGCGGGAAUUGUCAUCGGUUGUCUGAUCUUCACCGGCAUUAUCAUCGCCGUUAUCGUCACUGCGUGUGUGUUGUGUAGGAGGAGAAGGACAAGAGGCAGACUCAUCACUCCGGCCGUCUUCUCUCCAAAUACUACUUCCGUGACGAUGACAGCCAUUCCACAGGGCAACGCGUCCACAUUAGGGGCAGGACCUCCUCUCACUACCUACACAAAUAAUCUGGCAGACAUAAUUCCAAAUUCACAAGGCACUGUGACCGCCUCAACAGAAAACAGUGGAGAGAAGAGUGGACAGUUACCACCAUCUUACGACACGGUCGUUGGGGCACCCAUUGCUACCAUACCUCCCAAUUCCGGUCCUCCUGGAUACGUCUCCUCCCAAACGGAUGUUGCAAGCGCUGACAGAUUGUAACAGGAUGUAGUCACAGCGAUCACAUUUGUUUCUAUUCUAUUGAAAUUUAUAAGGAUAACUGUAUUUUCACCAUAUUUCCUGAUUUUAGUAUGAUUUUCGCGAAUACCCUUGAAAUACUGUUAUUUAUAACAUUUCAUAUCGUCACUCUAUAAAUUUCCAUCAUACAGUUAUAGACUAACAUAAUAUUUCUUCCGGGUAUAAUCGUUUUAUCAUCACACUUGUAGUAGUAAGGACAAUGACAAAUGGGUUGACUCAGCUUUUAGCUCCUAGUGACGAUUGCUCCGCCAUUUUUCUACAUGGAAAGUUUCACGAGUCGAGAACUUGCAGUCCAGUACUCUCGUCCUCGAAAAUGACCACGACCAAGUUUUUUUGUCUCCAAGGAAGCACCUCAUUCUUCUAUACUAAUACACGUUGAGUAUUAUACGGCUCGGAAUCUAUAAUGGAAGAGGGUAUGACUCUCGAACUGGUAACCUCUCGAUAUUUAACUUCCCGCCAGCUCAUGUAAAUAAAAUUGUUACUAAUCAUGUAACAGUUAUUUCUGUAAAUAA
Molecule: messenger RNA, 1178 nt
Organism: Ylistrum balloti
Lineage: Eukaryota; Metazoa; Mollusca; Bivalvia; Pectinida; Pectinidae
Exons: 4
Coding region: 34-630 (198 amino acids)
Source: RefSeq, a predicted model, not a curated record